AACGUUUUCGCCAGACUAUUCACCUGAGAAACUCGUAACGUUUGAGACGUUUUUUGCCAGAGCUCUCGCAUAAUUGCUGUUUAACUGGCUAACGGCGGUAGUGCAAACUGUUAAUAAGUCUGUAGACAGCAACAAUUGAAAUCAGAAAAACAAGUUUUGCCAUUAAUAUUGAAAAUCGUUAAAGUCGUUGACGUCGACGUUGAUCACAAUACCUGUGAUGAUGAUGAGUUCCAAAUGCGCAUUUGUCGCCGUCACAGUGUUUGCUUUACUGUUGACGCACGGAGGCGUAAAUGUUGUGGAGGCGCGCCGUACCCAAAGCAACCAACGCAAAACAUCGUCACCAUCGUCCAGCAACUCAGGGCACGUGACUCAGCCUAGUUACAACACCCACAACAACGGCGGCGCCGGUAAUACCCAUGCCGAUGUUGCCAAGCUCAGCUAUCCCAACUAUAAUUCACAGCCGAAUCGUCCGGCCACCGGUACCGGCAAUGCAAAUUCGAAUAAUGCGGCUAUUGGCUGGAAUGUGCCCCAGGGUCCACCACCCGCUUAUUCCGCCUCGAACCCUGUAGGCGGUGCCAAAACAAACAUGCACGAGCAACCGCCCUCUUACCAUGCUCCAAAUUAUGGUGCUGCACCGCCUAGCUAUGGUGCUGCAGCACCCAGCUAUGGUGCCAGUAAUGUGCAUCAGCCCAUAUCGGCCACCCAGAAUCAUGGUCAGACGUAUGCAGGCUACCCGUCUGGCGGCACCUAUCAGACUGGAGGACAUAUGCCCGGCGGAUACUAUCCUGGAGCUGCUGCACCACCACCAGGUGCUACUGUCUACCAACAGGGAGCUGCAUUGCCACCAGGCGCCAUAUUAUAUAGUCAGCCACCACAGCAGUCUUCCGGCUCGGGCUUCGGCACAGGGCUUCUGGCUGGUGGCCUAGGUGGCGCCCUGAUUGGUCAUGCACUGACACCUUCGGGCGGCAGCUCCUCUCAGGCUGCAGCCGCCGCGCCUGCUGCAGCUGGUGGUACUGAUCGCAUAAUCAUAAUCAACAAUGGUGUGCCAGUAAAUGCCACCGAUGGUACCACAGUCAUCAAUGCGGCGGGCCAACCUAUGAAUACAACUGAUGUUGCAGCUGCUCCUGCUCCACUGGCCCCACUUGCUCCAAUGGAUGGACAGUCGACAAUGCCAGCUAAUGGCACCGAUGCCGCUGCUCCUCCACCGCCAACUGGACGCAUUAUUUGUGUACCAACCAAGGUUAACGAAACGGAUCCAACGGACAGCAGCAAAAUGAUUGAGGUGGAGAAGGUGGCCUGCUAUCCAGAACCCCCACCACCCGCUGCCGCACCAGGUGAAGGACCAGCGCCUCUGGCCCCCAUGGCUCCUGCUCAGCCGGGCUCACAACAAGUCCAGCCACCUGGCGCGGUGCCUCCCGAUCAGGCAGCCGUGCGUGCCAACGCAAGCAGUGGAGCCAGUGCUGUGCUUCGUACCAUUGAUGGCAGCCUCUUGGCCAUGGUUAUACUCUUUAGCGCCCUUUUCAUGCGCAAUUACGCUAAUUAGAGCCGCUCGACUCGUAUUUGUUGUGCAGACGUCGCGAACGUUCCAAUUUGUUGUGCACUUUUUAUUUGCCUCACCCUCACACCCCCAACCAAUGCUCACAUCCACAAGAACACAAUUCAACCCAACCCAACACGAACAAACAUAAAGAAGCCCCGUCCACUUAUUUGAAAAGUACUCAACAAUGUUGUUAUUUAUUAGUAUUGUCCCCCCCUACAUACAAGUAUAUAGUAUUCCAAAGCUCGCCCCUGAUAUUUCCGGCGACCUUCGCUUGCAAUUUGUGAUUUCUAAUACGGCAGCUUAAACUAAAACUGUGAAUUUGAAUCUCGUUAAAUUAUAUAUAUACAUACAUGUAUUGCGAAUAUAAUAUGUUAUGAUAAAAUUGUGAAACUAAUUUUGACUCAUAAGCCUAAAAGACAUCUCAGUGUAUAUUUUUGUAAUUGUUAACAAAUUUAUGACACAUAACGAAUGUGCCUAUAUUUACAUAUACAUACAGAUAUUACAAUUUUGCACUUUCUAUUUUUGCAUUGUUACAUUUUCGAUCAACUAAUAAAAAGCUCCAGCACACACA
This is a messenger RNA of Scaptodrosophila lebanonensis, 2111 nucleotides long. Its product is annotated as formin-like protein 7. The transcript has 3 exons. NCBI's taxonomy places the organism in Eukaryota, Metazoa, Arthropoda, Insecta, Diptera, Drosophilidae. Bases 218 to 1543 code for a protein of 441 amino acids. The record is from RefSeq and is a predicted model, not a curated record.